UUAUUUAUUUAUAUAGCUAAGCUAUUUGAAGAAAAUAAAUAAAUAAAUAAUAAAGAAUUUAAGUAAAUUUUAAGUAAAUUUAAAAAAUUAUCAAAACAACUCUCAAAAAAAACCAAAAAAUAGAAAAUGGAAGGAGAAAUUAUUGUAAAACUAAAACUUUCCAAUGAAGGAACCUUUGAAAUUAAGAUUGACCCUAAGGCCACUGUUUUGUAGUUUAAGGAAAAGAUUGCUAAGGAAAAGAAUUGCGAAACUGGUCACAUUAAGCUGAUUUACAAAGGAAAAUGGUUGAAGAAUGAUGAAGAAACUUUGGAACAUAACAAAGUUAUUGAUGGAAACACAAUGCACAUUAUCAUUAAUAAGCCUAAUGAAGCUGAUAAUAGCAACACCACUAAUGCUUAAACCAGUUCUACAACUAAUACAACCUCUUCAUCUACUUCAAGUCAAGUUCCUAACAACUUGAAUGCUGGUUAAGGUUAAAAUCCCUUUGCCUCUUUGGGAGGUUUAGGAGGACUUGGUGGACUUGGCGGUCUUGGUGGUCUCGGAGGUUUGGGAGCUAAUGGUUAACUUGACCCUAAUGACCUUGCCUAAGCUAUGCAAUCUCCUUAAGUACAAUAAAUGAUGUAAUAGAUGCUUUCCAACCCAUAAGCUCUCCAACAAAUGCUCCAAUAGAAUCCUUACACCAGAUAAAUGCUUGAACAAAAUCCUCAACUCUUAUAAAUGCUUUCUGACCCCAUGAUGAUUUAAAUGAUUAGUAACCCUUAAUUCUUACAAAAUGCCAUGCAAAUGAUGGGUAAUAAUGGUGGCAUGGGUGGCAUGGGAGGCCUUGGUGGUCUAGGAGGACUUGGCGGAUUAGGAGGACUCGGUGGUUUAGGUGCUUUUGGUUAACAAUAACCUUAAUAAUAGGCAUAAUAAUAAGCAUAAUAAUAGGGAUAAUAAGGAACUUAAUAAACAGGAUAAUAAUAAUAAUAGUAACCUGGUUAAUUACCUCCUUUCAAUUUUGCUCAAUUGUUAAACAAUCCUUUAUUCGGAGGAAUGGGUGGUAUGGGCGGCUUAGGAGGUUUCGGAUUCCCUCCUGCUCAAUAAGACAACACCCCUCCUGAAGAAAAAUAUAAGGAAUAGUUAGCUCAAUUAGAAGUUAUGGGUUUUACUAACAAAUAAGUUAACCUUGAAGCUCUUAAGGCUACAGGUGGUAACGUUGAAGCUGCUAUUGAACGUAUUUUAAACAUGCUUGGUUGA
Molecule: messenger RNA, 1236 nt
Organism: Tetrahymena thermophila SB210
Lineage: Eukaryota; Ciliophora; Oligohymenophorea; Hymenostomatida; Tetrahymenidae
Product: ubiquitin-like Rad60 SUMO-like protein
Exons: 6
Biological process (GO): ubiquitin-dependent protein catabolic process
Cellular component (GO): cytosol
Molecular function (GO): polyubiquitin modification-dependent protein binding
Source: RefSeq, a predicted model, not a curated record